AUGCCGCCGCCGCAGCAGUCUGCGCCAAUACACCUGCGGGCGUGGCGCUUCGCCUUAGCCGUCGCCACCGGCCAACAUGCCCUCUCGCAGCUGGUCCCGCCCGCGCUGUGGCUUCUCGACGCGAUCCUCUGCGUGCUCGUUCUCUGGAAGGUGCCCUACACCGAGAUCGACUGGGUCGCGUACAUGGAGCAGGUCGCCCAGUACGUCGGCGGCGAGCGCGACUACACGCGCAUCGAGGGCGGCACCGGCCCGCUCGUGUACCCGGCGGCGCACGUCUACAUCUACACGGGACUGUACUACUUGACGGACCGCGGCAAGGCCAUUUUGCUGGCGCAGCAGCUGUUCGCGGUGCUCUACAUGGCGACCCUGACGGUGGUGAUGCUGUGCUACUGGAAGGCCAAGGUCCCGCCGUACAUCUUCCCGCUCCUCAUCCUGUCGAAGCGCCUGCACAGCGUCUUCAUCCUCCGGUGCUUCAACGACUGCUUCGCCGCGCUGUUUCUGUGGCUGGCCAUCUACUUCUUCCAGCGGCGCCACUGGACGCUCGGCAGCCUAGCGUACACAUGGGGCCUCGGCAUCAAGAUGUCCCUGCUGCUGGUCUUGCCCGCCGUGGCCGUGGUGCUCUUCCUCGGACGCGGCUUCCGUGGCAGCCUGCGCCUGGCGUGGCUCAUGGCGCAGGUGCAGAUCGCAAUCGCGGUGCCGUUCCUGGCGGGCAACUGGAGGGGAUACCUGGGGCGGGCGUUUGAGCUGUCGCGGCAGUUCAAGUUUGAAUGGACGGUCAACUGGCGCAUGCUAGGCGAGGACGUGUUUUUGAGCAGGGGCUUUGCGAUCUCGCUGCUGGCGGGCCACGCGCUCGUCCUCCUCAUCUUCAUCACCACGCGGUGGCUGCAACCCGCCGACCGGCCAUUGUCCGCCAUGAUCCCGGCGCUUCUCAAGGGCAGGUCCCCCUUCUCACAGGCCGAGGAGCUGCGCGUAUCCAGUCACGUCACGCCCGACUACGUCAUGGCAGUGAUACUCUCCGCCAACGUCAUCGGCCUGCUCUUUGCGCGCUCCUUGCACUACCAAUUCUAUGCGUACCUGGCGUGGUCGACGCCAUACCUGCUGUGGCGGGCGGCGCCGCACCCGCUGCUUGCGAUUCCGCUAUGGCUCGCGCAGGAGUGGGCAUGGAAUGUCUUUCCGAGCACGGACGUGAGUUCAACGGUCGUAGUCAACAUCCUCCUCGUCACCGUCGUGCUGGUUUAUUUCGGGACCGCAAAGGAGGGAGACGCGGUGGCGAAGCAGAAGGCGGCCGAGGCGAAGAACAAAUGA
This is a messenger RNA of Purpureocillium lilacinum, 1305 nucleotides long. RefSeq names its product dolichyl-P-Man:Man(5)GlcNAc(2)-PP-dolichol alpha-1,3-mannosyltransferase. Gene Ontology annotation, molecular function: dol-P-Man:Man(5)GlcNAc(2)-PP-Dol alpha-1,3-mannosyltransferase activity. Gene Ontology annotation, cellular component: endoplasmic reticulum. The record is from RefSeq and is a predicted model, not a curated record. Lineage: Eukaryota; Fungi; Ascomycota; Sordariomycetes; Hypocreales; Ophiocordycipitaceae.